Messenger RNA from Porites evermanni, 436 nucleotides. The record is from the annotation of a GenBank genome assembly. Lineage: Eukaryota; Metazoa; Cnidaria; Anthozoa; Scleractinia; Poritidae.
AUGGGCGACAACGCCGACAGUGAAGGCAAUUUGAUUCAUUCGAUUUUGAACGACUUGAAGGUGGGAUUUUUCUCUUACUUUUGAUUCUUCUUCCUUUUAUAUUUUUCUAACCUAGACCCGGCGCUAAAUAUUUCUCUCUUUUACAGGGGAGCGCCCCGGUUUGGGAAGAUUUUGUCGGCAAAGCGAGUAAACUACACUCAGCGCUAAAGUAAGCUUGAUAGUAAACGUGUGUAAUAAUUUAACUCUCAUAUUUUAUAAUUUACGAGUUAUAAUUUAUUUUUUGCGAGAGAGUAAGAUGAUAGGCUUAGUUUGUUUUAAUUUUCCUCGAUUUAGGGCAACAGUUAUCGCAGCCGACUCCUUUUUGGACGCUUUUCAACGAGUUGCUGAUGUCGCGAAUUCGUCACGAGGUAAGGGUACUGUACUCUCCGGCACUUUU